UAGGUGAAAUAAUCUAAAUUCUUGCCAUGGACGAAUUCUUCUCUGCUAUACUCUACUUGUUUGCAUUUACAUGUUGUUUCCCUCAUAUGAUAAGCUGCAAUAUCUCAUGCCUCCCUCAUGAAAGAGAUGCUCUGCUUGCUUUCAAGAAUGAAUUGCAUCAUCCAUUUCUAUUGUAUUCAUGGCAAGGCUUUAAUUGCUGCGAAUGGAGGGGAGUGGAGUGCAGCUCCCACACCUCCAAUGUUAUCAAACUCCAUCUUGCCAAUCAUGACAUGCAUAAUGUGGAAGAUUACUUGUCUAGUGAGGGAAAUGGUAGGCUUACUACAGAUCUGUUCCAAUUAAAACAGCUACAGCAUUUAGAUCUAAGCUUCAAUUAUUUGACUGGUGUUCUGCCCAAAGGUCUAUUUGCCCUUCACGAAUUGAGACAUCUAGAUUUGAGCUUCAACCAUUUUGAGGGUGAAAUACCAAAUCAUUUUGUCUCAUUGCACAAGUUGGCUUAUCUCAACUUGUCCAUGGCUAGGUUCAAUGGUACAAUUCCAUAUCAACUGGGGAAUCUUUCUCAGUUGACCUUUUUGGACCUAUCUCGUACAUGUGUCUGA
Molecule: messenger RNA, 596 nt
Organism: Cryptomeria japonica (Japanese cedar)
Lineage: Eukaryota; Viridiplantae; Streptophyta; Pinopsida; Cupressales; Cupressaceae
Product: receptor-like protein 43
Exons: 2
Coding region: 27-596 (189 amino acids)
Molecular function (GO): protein binding
Source: RefSeq, a predicted model, not a curated record